AUGCGGGCAUGGUGGCGCCGUAAGCCCUUAACAACAUCGCCGUGGUCGUGGUCGUGGUUGGUGCCAUUGUGCAAGGAGAUGGAGAAUUGGGCCAGAUAUGAACCAAAACUAAGUGAGGAAAUUGUUAAUCAUAUACUAAAGAAGUCCGUUUAUACAUCUUCAAGUGUAGUCAAGGGCGUCAUAGGAAUGGAUUCCCGCAUUCAUGAUUUAUUAAGCAAUUACAUAUAUCCGAAGCUCGCUGGGGUGCGUUUUAUAGGGAUCCAUGGCAUGCGGGGCAUAGGUAAGACAACACUUGCUCGAGCUAUCCAUGAUCAAAUUUGUCAGGAUUUUGACCGAACCUGCUUUCUUUCCAAUGUUAGAGAAAUGUCUAAAAACAAUGGCCUAGUUUCUCUACAAGAAAAACUUCUUUCCAGAAUCCUGAUGGCAAAAAUUGAAAAUAUAGACGAUGAAUACACAGGAGCUGCUAUGAUAGAAAGGCGGUUGUGUAGAAGAAAGGUGCUUGUUAUGAUUGAUGAUGUGGAUCAGUUGACACAAUUAGAGAAAGUGGCUGGAAGUCGCAACUGGUUUGGUCUUGGGAGUAGAAUUAUCAUAACCACCACAGAUGUUCAGUUGUUAAAGGCACAUGAUGUUGAUGCUACAUACAAGGUUAACGGGUUAAACUGUGAUGAAGCACUUCAACUUUUGAGUUUGAAGGCUUUUAAGAAAUAUCCCCCACCAGAAGAUUAUUUUCAUCUGUGCAACCUUAUUUUAGGGUAUGCUCAGGGGCUUCCGUUGGCUCUCAUGGUUUUAGGUUCUUUUCUGUUUGGUAGAAGCGCUGAUGAAUGGGCAAGUGCAAUAGAUAGGCUAAAGAACACACCACAUAAACAUAUUAUUGAGUUGCUUCGGAUUAGUUUUGAUGGACUGGAUGAAAAAGACCAAGAAAUAUUCCUACAUAUCGCUUGCUUUUACAAGGGGAAGGAUAAGGAUCGUGUGACACAAAUACUAGACUAUUGCCAGCUAAACCCAGUCAUUGGUUUGAGUGUUCUUGCUGAUAGAUCUCUCAUAACUAUCUCCAACAACGAACUGUGGAUGCAUGAUUUGCUACAAGAAUUGGGCUGGGAAAUUGUUCGUGAACAGUCUCCCAAAGAGCCAGGCAAACAUAGUAGAUUAUGGUCUCAUGAAGACAUCAACAAUGUGCUGAAGAAAAAUAAGGGAACAGAUUCAAUCCAAGGCAUGGUAAUGGAGUUGACUAAAUUACAAGCGGCUCAUUGGAAGCCAGAAGCCUUUUCAAAUUUGUCUCAACUUAUUCUUCUCCAUAUUCGUAAUGUGGACCUUCCCAAAGGCCUCACUUGUCUUUCUAAUUCCUUGAGACUCCUCGAAUGGACUGGGUAUCCCUUAAGAUCUCUCCCAAAAUUUUUUGAAGCAGAUGAACUUAUUGAACUUAACUUGUGCCACAGCAACAUUAAACAGCUUUGGAAGGGAACAAAGAAUUUCGACAAGUUGAAGUUCAUCAAACUCUGCUGUUCUCAAAACAUUGUGGAGACACCAGAUUUCGCAGGUGUUCAGAAUCUUGAGACUUUAGAUCUUGAAGGAUGUAAGAAUUUGGUAAGAAUCCAUCAAUCCCUUGGAUUUCUCAAAAAGCUUAUUUUCCUAAAUCUUAAAGACUGCAAAAGUCUCAAGAGUCUGCCAAGUAGAAUUGAAAUGGAAUCUCUUGAAACACUAAUUCUUUCUAACUGCUCAAAAGUUAAGAAGAUUCCCGAGUUUGUUGGAAAUAUGGAACGUUUGUCAGUGCUUUAUCUUGAUGGGACUGCCAUUAAGGAACUACCUAUUUCAAUUGAACGGCUGAGUGGCCUUGUGUCAUUGAAUCUAAGCAACUGCAGAAAUCUUGUUUGUCUCCCAAGCACCAUCAAUAAACUGAAGUCUGUUGAAAAUCUUAAUCUUUCUGGAUGCUUGAAACUCGGCAAACUUCAGAAAGUGAAUAAAGAGCCAUUGAGUUUCCGCUUGCCUAUAUCUGGUCUAUGUAAUUUAACAUAUCUGAACCUGAGUAAUUGCAAUCUUGGUGAAGGAGCAUUUGCCAAUGAAUUUGGUUACUUUCCCUCUUUGGUGACCUUGAAUCUAAGUGGAAACAAUUUUGUUCGCCUUCCUUCAGGCAUUCGAUUGCUUUCUAAGCUUGAGAACUUUAACUUGGAGAAUUGCAAGAGACUUCAAGACUUGUCAGACCUUCCAUCAAAUAGUAUACUUGAUUUAAGGGCAGAAGGCUGGAAUCUCUAA
Molecule: messenger RNA, 2250 nt
Organism: Rosa chinensis
Lineage: Eukaryota; Viridiplantae; Streptophyta; Magnoliopsida; Rosales; Rosaceae
Product: disease resistance protein RPV1
Exons: 6
Coding region: 1-2250 (749 amino acids)
Biological process (GO): defense response
Molecular function (GO): protein binding; ADP binding
Source: RefSeq, a predicted model, not a curated record